This is a messenger RNA of Cuscuta epithymum, 1919 nucleotides long. NCBI's taxonomy places the organism in Eukaryota, Viridiplantae, Streptophyta, Magnoliopsida, Solanales, Convolvulaceae. The record is from the annotation of a GenBank genome assembly.
GGUCCAAUUAGAAAAUCACAUGCCCACGAUCUGGAAUAACCUAACCUUACUCCCGCUUGUAUUUCUACCACUCUCUGACUCUUUCUAUCCCUCAUCUCUCAGCCAGACUGUUCGUACGACUCUCUCCGUUUCCGAUCUCAUCUUCCCCUUAGGUCCGGCGCAGUCUACACCUCUCCGUUCGUCUAAUAUCCAGGAGUAGUAGAAUAUGGGAGAUAACAAGGAAAGUGAAGCUUACGAGGAGGAGCUUUUGGACUACGAAGAGGAGGACGAAAAAGCCCCCGAUUCCGUCGGAGUUAAAGUCAACGGCGAGUCCGUUAAGAAGGGUUAUGCUGGAAUUCACAGUUCCGGGUUCAGAGACUUUCUUCUCAAGCCUGAGCUGCUGCGGGCUAUUGUGGAUUCAGGGUUUGAGCAUCCAUCUGAAGUGCAACAUGAAUGUAUUCCACAAGCUAUUUUGGGUAUGGAUGUGAUCUGCCAAGCAAAAUCUGGAAUGGGAAAAACUGCUGUUUUUGUCCUCUCAACUAUGCAACAGAUUGAACCAGUUGCUGGUCAAGUUGCUGCCCUUGUUCUUUGUCAUACAAGGGAGUUGGCAUAUCAGAUCUGUCAUGAGUUUGAGAGGUUCAGCACAUAUUUGCCAGAUAUUAAGGUGGCUGUAUUCUAUGGAGGUGUCAAUAUCAAAGUCCACAAGGAUCUUCUGAAGAAUGAAUGCCCUCACAUAGUAGUUGGAACUCCUGGAAGAAUACUUGCAUUAGCAAGAGACAAAGAUCUUUCUUUGAGAAAUGUGAGACACUUCAUACUGGACGAAUGUGACAAGAUGCUUGACUCACUUGACAUGAGGAGAGAUGUCCAGGAAAUUUUCAAAAUGACUCCUCACGACAAGCAGGUUAUGAUGUUCUCAGCAACUCUAAGCAAGGAGAUCCGCCCAGUUUGCAAAAAGUUUAUGCAAGAUCCUAUGGAAAUUUAUGUAGAUGAUGAGGCCAAAUUGACUCUUCAUGGACUAGUACAGCACUACAUCAAAUUGACUGAAAUGGAGAAGAACCGGAAACUGAAUGACCUGCUGGAUGCGCUGGACUUCAAUCAAGUUGUUAUCUUCGUAAAAAGUGUGAGCCGGUCUGCUGAGCUAAACAAGUUGCUUGUGGAAUGCAACUUCCCAUCCAUUUGCAUCCACUCUGGCAUGUCACAGGAAGAUAGAUUAACACGUUACAAGCUUUUCAAGGAGGGCCACAAGCGAAUUCUUGUAGCCACGGAUUUGGUGGGUAGGGGCAUUGAUAUUGAACGAGUUAACAUUGUCAUCAACUAUGACAUGCCCGAUUCUGCAGACACUUAUCUUCACAGGGUUGGUAGAGCCGGUAGGUUUGGCACUAAAGGUCUUGCCAUCACUUUUGUUUCAUCUUCAUCGGAUUCAGAUGUGCUCAAUCAGGUUCAGGAAAGGUUUGAAGUUGAUAUUAAAGAGCUUCCUGAGCAGAUCGACACUUCAACAUAUAUGCCAUCUUAAAGACUAGAGUGCUUUCCUGGAUGUGAUAUUUGAUGACAGGGUAGUCAACUGUUGUAACAAUUGGUGCAGGCAAGCCUGUUUCCAUCAAUGCUGUCAAAUGUUUUGGACGAUUUAUUAAGAUGUAUUGGGUGAUUACUUCCCAUAGUUUAUAGAUUAUAUUCAUCACCAGUUUUUCUCUACAUUAUGAGACAUUAGGUGUUGAGACUUGUUAAUUAAUGUGUUGUCUUUCUUUGCUUAAUCUUUUUGACGUCUGAGAAUCUUGCUGGUAGUAUUCAUGUGGCAUAGUUUUUUCAUCACUCUAAAUUUCUUGUCUAGAUUUGGUUUAAUUGCACUUGUGCUAUUCUGCUAUUUCAUAUUCGUAUUAUGUUGUGUACUGUUAUAGAAACAUUUAUUUGUCUACAAUCCUGCUGUGAAGUUAGAAUUUGAU